CCUAAUGUGAAUAAUUGCUUGCGUGGGCCUUCCGCCUCUAUAAUUUGAUCGAAGAGAGUGGGAUCGAGGUGGAGCAAAUUGGCCAUGGCGGAAGGGUUCAAGAUCGAUCAGCAGCACGGUAAGAGCAGGAUUAGGGUUGCCAGGGUCUGGAAGAAUGUCGACGGCAGCGGCGACGUGAUCGUCGAGUGGAACGUGGCCAUCAGUCUCUUCUCCGAUUGCCUUCCCGCCUACACCUCCGGCGACAACUCCGCCAUCGUCGCCACUGAUUCCAUGAAAAACACUGUAUAUGCGAAGGCGAAAGAGUGCACGGAAGUCAUUUCCAUGGAGGGCUUCGCCAUUCUUCUUGGGAGGCACUUCGCCUCAUUCUAUCCUCAGGUUAGCGCAGCUGUGAUCAAUAUAGUUGAGAAGCCAUGGGAGCGGGUGGACGUUGAUGGCCGAUCGCACUCGCAUGGUUUCAGACUGGGCUCAGAGAAACAUACAACAGAAGUCAAAGUUGAAAAAUAUGGUACUGUAAGUAUAACUUCUGGAAUUGAAGGGCUUGCACUGCUGAAAACUACACAGUCAGGAUUUGAGGGAUUUGUAAGGGAUCACUUUACCCUUCUCCCAGAGACAAGGGAGAGGAUGGUAGCAACUGAAGUCACUGCUUCUUGGAGGUAUUCGUUAACACAUAUUUCAGACAUUCCUGCUAAGCAAUUUUGUUUCACGGAAAGGUAUCUGGGCGUGAAGAAGGUUCUUGUAGAUACCUUCUUUGGCCCUCCAGUGGAGGGUGUUUACAGCCCAUCAGUUCAGAAUACACUGUACCUCAUGGCAAAAGAUGUUCUGAACAGGUUCCCUGAUAUCACAUCAGUAAAGCUUAGAAUGCCAAACAUCCAUUUCUUACCCGUGAACUUAUCAAGCAAAGAUAAACCCAACCUGGUAAAGUUUGCUGAUGAUGUCUACAUGCCAAUAGACGAACCACAUGGAACAAUAGAAGCAACACUUAGCCGAACCAUGUCCAGGCUGUAAACACAGAACCAUUUAACACUCUAGACAAUAAGGUCUUAAUUCACAGGUUACAUUUGCUGAUGCUCCAUUCUGCUUAUCUUGUUUCAUCCAUCAAGCUUGCUGUAUCAGUUUCAUGCUUCUGUCUGUAGUAGUCUAUAUAUAACAACUCGUUCAAAAUUCUGUAGUGCCAAGUACUCUCAUGAUGACAAUAAGCUUUGAUUGAUUGUUUCUUUC
Zingiber officinale is the source of this 1218-nucleotide messenger RNA. Its product is annotated as uricase-like. Gene Ontology annotation, molecular function: urate oxidase activity. Gene Ontology annotation, biological process: purine nucleobase catabolic process; urate catabolic process. NCBI's taxonomy places the organism in Eukaryota, Viridiplantae, Streptophyta, Magnoliopsida, Zingiberales, Zingiberaceae. The record is from RefSeq and is a predicted model, not a curated record. The transcript has 8 exons. The coding region runs from base 85 to 1005 and encodes 306 amino acids. Gene Ontology annotation, cellular component: peroxisome.